UCCAAAUCAUCUUCCAAGUUGUGUAAAAUUAAUAAUCUCGAGACAAAAAUAAUGAACCCCAUCGCAAAUAAUGUUGCAUUGGCUUUAUCUUUUUUCAUUUGCCUUUCAUUCUUCCCGUCGUUAAACGCAGUUCCGGACAUCACCAAAACAUGUGAACAGACUAAGCACAAGGAACUUUGCAUCGCGAGCUUUAAGGAAUCAUACAUCGGCAGAUACCUUCCCGACAAUGCCCAGCCAGAUUUAAUCGCAUCAAUAAUCAUCAAAAUCGUUGUUAAUAAUGCCUCAGACGUUUCACGAAACCUCAAGACUACCGUACUCGAAGGUCCUGUGCCACUCACACCCGAGGUCAGGGCAAAAUACGGUAUAUGUGAUCACGAAGUCGUAUCCGCUAUGAAGGAACUUGAUAAGGCUCGUACAGCCAUGGAAUCCAGGAAUCACAAAGCAGAGAAGUUCAAUAUGAAAGCUGCAGUGACUAAUACCGAGAACUGUGAGAAUGAAUUGAAGCAAGUGGAAGCACAAUUGCCAGAUAAAAAGCAGUUUGAUGAAGUUAUCAUGCUCAAAAAUCUAUUGGAAAAUGUCGAAGACAUUGUCAAAACGAUAAAAUAAAAUUAAAGGAUAUUAUAGGAAAUCAUAUGUUAUUAUCGUAA
Molecule: messenger RNA, 647 nt
Organism: Hibiscus syriacus
Lineage: Eukaryota; Viridiplantae; Streptophyta; Magnoliopsida; Malvales; Malvaceae
Exons: 1
Coding region: 52-606 (184 amino acids)
Molecular function (GO): enzyme inhibitor activity
Source: RefSeq, a predicted model, not a curated record